AUGCCUGCUGCCACUCAGAAGCUGAAGGUUGAGACUGGUCUGUCUCGAGCUUCAAGCGUCUCCAAGACAGAGAGCCACACGGAUGGAGAGAACAACUAUCUCAAAGAGCUGCAGAAGUCACUUCGCAAUACCACUAAGAAGCUUAAUGCCAGUGCCAAGGUCGAUGCCAUCCUCGCCGAAAACCCUGAUAAGUCGCUUGACCAGCUGGUCGAGGAGAAGAAGAUCAACAGUGACCAGCGGGCCCAACACCUGAGGAAAAGUGCUCUGCAGGCUGCUGCUGCCCAGACUGAAGAGCAGAUCGGCCAUUACAAGCACUUCGCUGCCCAGUAUGAGGAGCGUCUGGUGGCCCAGAAGUCUGAGUUGGCCAAGGAUCACGAGGAGGAACUGGAAGCCGUCCGGGCAAACGCCAUUGCCGAUGCGACGGAAGCCUCUCGCAAAGCGCUGCGCACCCAGCUCCACACAAUGACCAAGUUCUUGUGUGGCGCAGCCAUGCUGCGACGCGACGGGGUGGUCAAUACCGAAACCCAAGCCUUUGAGGGAGUCCUGUUCCAGGUCUACGGCGGUAGCCACGACUCUGUCAACAACAUGUUGAAGGUCAUCAAUGGAGCGGACGAGAAGAUUACCGCCGUGGAGGGCGAUGUACUGGACUUUACCUAUGCGGACCUGAAGCAGGCCUGUGAACGGUUUGCGCCGGCCGAAGAGGGCUCCGAAGCUAGCACCGAGACCGUCCCCGCCUCCGACCCUACCAUUGCCAACGCUGGUUUCACCGAGCUCCAGGACAGCUCUCUGACCAACGCUGCGCCUGCCGCCCAAGCCAACCAGCUGGCUCCUCCCGAGCAAACCGUAGUCACCGAAGCUGCCAAUGAGAUUGCGGAGAAGAGCGCGGGCGUUUCCUCCGACGACAGCGAGCGGGUUGAGGUUCCUCGCAACCCCGCGGAGACCGAGACUGGUCUUCAAGCCACCCCGGCUAGCGCCGAUGCGGGUUUGACCAACGGUUCUGUCGGCGUGGACGCGGCCAACGCAGGUGGACAGGAGACCAGUGCGAAGAAGCCCAGGGACCGACGCCGCCACCACCACAAUCGUAGCACUCGGGACGGACAGCAGGGCCCACGGGACGGACAGCCUCAGCGCGAGGGCCAGGGCAAGCGCGAGGGCUCCAAGGCGCAGCGGGAGACGCAGCAAGGCGAUCAACCUCCCCGUGACGGACAGCAAGGAUCCCGCGAAGGUCGUGGCCGCGGAGGUCGCUCCCGCGGUGGAGAGGGUCGUGGCCGUGGCGGACGGGGCCGUGGGCGUGGAGGCGCUGGUUCUGGCAACGUCGCGGGUGAUGCCCCUGCGCCCGCCAAAUCCACCGAGUAA
This is a messenger RNA of Penicillium olsonii, 1356 nucleotides long. NCBI's taxonomy places the organism in Eukaryota, Fungi, Ascomycota, Eurotiomycetes, Eurotiales, Aspergillaceae. The record is from the annotation of a GenBank genome assembly.